This is a messenger RNA of Saccoglossus kowalevskii, 12974 nucleotides long. RefSeq names its product fibrocystin-L-like. Lineage: Eukaryota; Metazoa; Hemichordata; Enteropneusta; Harrimaniidae. Gene Ontology annotation, molecular function: DNA binding. The record is from RefSeq and is a predicted model, not a curated record. Gene Ontology annotation, biological process: DNA recombination; DNA integration.
AUGAAGGAGACAUUUAUGAAGGUGGGUUACAAUUGGUCUUACAAUUGGUAUUGGAGGUGUCAAUUCCACUUUUUAUAUACCAUUGCUGCUAUUCGUAACUUCAUCAAUCCAUUCUUAUUGGCUGACGAUUUGCGGACUGCUCUUCACAGAAGGGAACUUAAGUUGAACACACUGGUCGCGUCACACAAAACAGUCAAGCUCACCGCCUCACAUGGAAAGGUGUGGAGCAGGAAUGCAGUAGCAUCCCGCAUGGAGCAACUUGGAAUAGUAUUGUUAGUAAUGGUUGGCAAGGCAUGCCAUUUUCAUUCAUCUGAUGGUGGGGAAUGUGUAGAAGCAAAAUACCAAGAGAAUUAUGCUGGAUAUAUUCCAGAACAUUUACCAUCACAAAAAGAAGUGUCACUUUCCGCUGACGGCAAUGGACCAAAAGUUGACAGAAUUUCACCGGUAUCUGGUAGCGUCAGAGGCGCGACUGAAAUCGCAAUAGAGGGGUCAGGAUUCAGCCCGACGACUUUCAAUUUUGGUCCUGGAAAUGAGCACCUUGGCAACAAGGUAUUUUUGGAAUUAAUGACGUCAUCGGUACAAUGUGAUGUAAAGCACGCAAGUGAUACUCGUAUCGUAUGUGGCACAAGGAGAGCAUCUCCAGGAAGCUAUACAAUUCGUUUGGCGGUCGACGGAAUAUUCAUUGAAGAUAUCGACGGACAAUAUUGUGACAAUAUGAACGAUUGUACUUUCACGUAUUCUCUGGAUAUGUCGCCGAAAACGUUGUCUGUAACACCAUCGAACAUCGUGCCAGGAACUAUUUUGGAUGUCAGAGGUCAAAUCUUUACUGACAAAUAUUUUCAAAAUGACGCAGAGAAAGAUGAAGAUCUUCCGAGUAUUUUAAGAGUCUAUAAUACAGGCCAAGAAUGCAGCUUGUUGUAUACAGAUGAAGAAGGGGAACAACAACUAUAUGGUAUCACACUUGAUAGUGAUAGUACUUGGGGUAAUUUCCAAUGUCGCCCAGGAGGGACAUUUAUUGGCUCACAGAAUGUAUCUAUGAUCGUUUCUGGUUAUGGACGUACCUUGGCUUUACCUCAGUUGUUGAAAGUCAGUGCACAAAAUAAGCUGUACAUGUUUCAGACUCAUGCAGAAAUCAUCUCUGUUGAUCCAAGUGCUGGCAGCACUGAAGGUGGAACUCAUUUGACAAUUAUUGGAAAACAUUUUGAUACUGAUUCUACAGUUUUAGUAGGAGGUGUUCCUUGUAUCAUUGAUGACAUCACCACAACAACUACCAUCACAUGUGUGACUGGAGCCCAGCCUGCAGCACAGUCACCAUAUCCUGGAAAUAGAGGACUACUCCGAGAGGUAUGGACUGGCACCACUGUCAACAUUAUUAGUGAGAUUGCAACCCUGGAUGAAUCUUCACCUGGAUAUUUAGAUGAGAUUGUUGUUGAUGGAUCCAGUGAGUCUGGUUCUGAUGCCGGUGACAAUUAUGUCUCCAGAUUGAGUGGAUAUUUUGUGGCUCCUUAUGACAGUGACUUUACAUUCUUCAUCAUAGCCGAUAAUGAGGCUCAACUCUACUUCAGUGAGACUGAGAAUAGGAGUGACAAGCAACUGAUUGCUUCCUGUUCUUCACCUACAUCAAAUUGGUUUAGUUUUGAUGAACAGAAAUCUGAAUUAAUCUCUCUCACUGGUGGCACUAAGUAUUAUAUUGAAGCAUUACAUAGAGAAUACUCUGGUGAAGACUCUGUGAAGAUAGGGGUCUUGAUUGACGAUACUCCAUUUGUACAUAGCCAGGUUGAAUCUGCUGUGAAUGAAUUUCAGAAAAUACAAAUAUCGUCUGUGACAAAACAAGAGAUUCAGAGUGUCACACUCUUCACUGAAGACGUUUUUCAAUUUGUGUAUGAUGGGAUUGAGUCAGAUCCUCUGUCAAUAUCAUCUGAGGUUGCUGAGAUCCAAGGUGCCCUACUGAAGAUGUUCAGUGUACAGUGUCUAGAAACACAGACAGCCCCAACUUGGUUCCUAGAUGAUUUUGAAAAUGAUGUUGGCUUACAUGAAACUGGUGAGAGAGUUCAAGAUGAAGAGCCAUUUUGUGGGCAGACCUCUUUGAAGAAUCCAACCAAUAUUUAUGUAGCUCCUGGUGAAGAUGGAUUUCCUGUUUCAGUGUAUAACACCUUCUGCUUUGCUUACAGAGGGGCUAUCAAUCCACAGUUCAAACUGAAUGUGGCAUGGACUGACAUAUAUUCACAACGUAAAGAGCGUCAUGUAUGGUAUGAUUUUGAUGAUGAUUUUGUUGUUUCAUCUGAUGCAGAGUGGUUUCAUACUUGUGUUGAUUUAGAAGAUAUAUUGCUAGCUGAUUCUCGACUUCCAAGUGAAUUCACUUUUUAUAUUUUAUCAAUAACUUUGAAAGGUGAAUUGGAAGAAGAUUUCUACAUCGAUAACGUGUUCAUUGGUGCUGGUCAUGUAAGCUAUGUAAUCACCUCACCCGCUGCAAGACCAAAUGGUUUAUUCAUCUCAAAUGUUACUGUUGAAAAAUACAACAAUACUUUUGACGUUGCUAUGUUACCAGAAAAUUGUGGAUUUGAUUUUCCAUUAAUUGGGAUGAAAAAUGCGAGUAUUAUCUCUGGUAGUAGAGAUGCUGAUAGUGACUAUGUUGAGUACUGUACCAGUGCUGCUUGCGGUGAUGGUGCUGAUAUUGUCAUUAAUAGGGAGCAGUCUGCAACACCACCAGUUGGUGGUACAUUCCAGAUUGAACUUGGUGGGAAAAUUGCAGUAGUACCAGCUGAUGCUACAGAAAGUGAUAUGCAAGAAAUAUUUGACAACAGUUUUGACAUUGGUGUGUCUGUGGUAAGAACUGAUACAUGUGCUGGCUACACUUGGACUAUAGAAUUCAGCAAAGCUGGUGGAAAUCAUCCUCCUAUGAGUGUUGACAACAGUGGUUUAACUGGCUUGGAUGUAGAUACUGUAACAGAAACAUUGAGUAAUGGUGGGUUAUACCUGUUUCCAAUUCCUGGUGAUUAUCUGAGAACUCUAGAUGAGACUCCUCAAGUAACUGUCAGUGUCAACCAGAUUCCUUCUACUUGUACUGGAGAUUGUAGUUUUGAAUACUUGGCUGACCUUACACCACAAGUGACCGGUAUAUCUCCAAUUUCAGGUUCAGCAUCAUCAUCAACUGAAGUGACUCUCCUAGGAGUUGGAUUCAGUCAGACUGCAGAUGACAAUAAAGUCACCAUUGGUGGUGUGAACUGUGCCGUUACAAAUGCUUUAGACACAACGAUUAUAUGCCUGAUUGGUGAAGCUCCUGGUGGUACUCAAGAUGUAGUAGUGUAUGUUGCACCAGAUGGUUUAGCCACUCACCCCAGUGGCACUGUGCAAUUCCAGUAUGAAGUGGGAAUAACUGAUGUCAAUCCAUCUAGUGGCAGUACUGGGGGAGGCUUGGAGAUUACAAUUACAGGUUAUGGAUAUUCAAAUAAUGUUGAUGAUUUAACAGUACUCAUUGGUGGUGCACUCUGUGAUGUGACAUCAUCAAGUCAAAAUACCAUAAUAUGUAUAUUACCAGCUGGGGUUGCAGGCAGUGUUGAUCUGAGCGUCAGUAUUAGUGAUGUAUCAGCUACCAGUGUGAAUGGUUUUCAAUACGAUGCCAGUACUACUCCAUCUAUUACACAAUUGAGUAUCACCCAGAGUAGUGUUGCAGGUGGUGCAACAUUGGUUGUGAGUGGUACAGGAUUUGGUACAGAUGAGUCAAGUAGUGAUGCUCUGAAGAUUGGUGAUGUUCCAUGUCAGCUGAUAUCCUAUUCUGAUAACACAAUAGAGUGCAUAUUACCAGCCCAAUCACCUGGUGUAUAUGAUGUCAGACUUUAUGUUGAUAAUGUAGGAUAUGCAGAUUCUAGUUUUGAAACAACUAUUACCUAUCAGUUGAGUGUGACUGCAAUCAAUCCAGGUUAUGGAUCCAUCAAGGGAGGCACUCUGGUAACAAUAUCCGGGGAGGGAUUCAGUAAUGUCAAUUCUGAAAAUGUAGUCAUAUUUGGUAACAUUGAAUGUCUGGUUAUAAGCAGUAAUUCUAAUGAGAUACAAUGCAUGGCUGGAGACAGUGGCACCACACAUAAUGUUGAUAAUUCAGGACUUCAUGCAGAUUAUGGUUUAGGUUAUAAAUGGAGUCCACAGAGCAUAACAAUAGAAGCUGGUGACACCGUACUGUGGGAAUGGGGCUUACCAGGAUUGAUUAAGGGUAUCACUUAUGGUGUUCAGCAGACUCGAGAUGCUAAUUCUGUAGAGUAUGAUGGAUCAGGAUUUAAAACACAAAGCAGAUCAGCAACAGGUUCAUUUUCCCACACAUUCACUGUACCUGGGACAUACUACUAUUCCAGUGGUCCAGUUGACAGUUUUGGAGAAUUUUUCAUGAAAGGAGUUGUUAUCGUUACUGAUCCAGUAGCCGUCACUGAACCGCUUAGUGUAACUGUUGGUGGAUUUGAGGCUUUGUACGAAACCAACUCUGGUGUUUCAGUCACUUCAUCAUCAUCUUGUCUGGCUGCUGAUCCGUCCUGUGCUACUUCCCAGCCAGUUGGUGUUGACAGCAACAUAUUCUACUUUGUAUAUACUGGAUGCUAUACUCCAAUCAUUGACUCUGUGAAUCCUACUAGUGGUACCAGUGGUACACAAAUAACCAUUACUGGAGAAGGAUUUGCAACCACGCAAUGUGCUAACCAAGUCACGAUAGUUGGUCAUCCAUGUAAUGUACAGUCCUGUACUGAGACCAUAAUUGUAUGUGAUAUAGAUACUGAAGAUGCAUUAACUGUUGGAGUUAAACAUCCCAUCACUGUACAAGUGGAGAACCAUGGUUUUGCUUUGAACCGUGGAUCAGCCACAUUUGAACUGAUUCCACACAUUGAUAGUGUUACUCCAGAUAGUGGAUCCUUAGCUGGGGGUGCCAGAGUUACUAUCCAGGGUAGUGGGUUUUCCAGUGAUGCAGCAGUUGUGGUAGGACUACCAUGUGAAGUUGAGUCUGUCGCAUACAAUGAAAUCGUUUGCAUCACUUCACCAAAUAUAAGAGGAGUGUUUGAUGUUUCCAUAAUGAUUGGCUCAACUACAAGUGAAUGUCUUGGCUUGUGUUUGUUUGAAUUCUCAAAUGCCAUGACUCCUAUUGUGAGUACCAUCAGCCCAACUGACAUCUUUGGAGCAAGUACAAGCUUGACAAUCACUGGAACAGGAUUUGGUAAUGGAGUUGUAACUGUGACAGUUGGUGAGCAUGAUUGUUCAGUGCAGUCAAUAACAGACAUUGAAAUAUCCUGUGAUAUUGGUUAUGUUCCAGUUGGUGAGCAUCAAGUUGAAGUCAACAGAGCUGAUCAAGGUAGCUUUGGUGGUUCUUGUACCCUUGUAGUCACUGGUGAUGGUUUUGAUGAUGAAUACACUGUGGUAACUAUUGAUGGCAAUAAUUGCCCUAUUAGUAGUGUUACAGCUACUGACUUACAGUGUGAAAUACCUGCCAACAACAAUCUUGCACUUGGUACAUAUACCUGUGAUAUACAAGUGUCCAUUUCAACAAGUACAGCUGUAGCCAUUGAAUCUAAUGCACUGACCUAUGAUAGCUCUAUCACACCCAUUAUAACGUCAGUCAGCCCAAGGAGAGGUGGUACAGGUGGUGGAACUCCUAUUACAAUUACUGGAUCUGGAUUUCGUGAUAGUGAGAACACUGUUACCAUAGAUGGAAGUUUGUGUGUGAUAUCAUCAGAAAGCACCUCUGAGAUCAUCUGUGAAACUGAACCCAAUUCUAGAAGUAUUGAAACUAAAGUAAGAGUUUUGGUAAAUGGUGACGGGAUAGCAACACAGGAUGAUGCUGAUUUUGAAUAUGUUGAUUUGUGGACCAGUCCAUGGACUUGGGGAGGAAAUCCCUUGCCCAUUGAGGGUGACUUUGUUGUCAUUCAACAGGGACAGCGCAUAGUGUUAGAUAUUGACACCCCUGUCUUAAAGAUGCUAGUAAUUCAAGGUGGUGCUUUAAUCUUUGAUGAAGCUGAUUUAGAACUGAAAGCUGAAAAUAUCCUAAUAACUGAUGGUGGUCUUCUACAAGUUGGAACUGAAGAAGAACCAUUCCAGCAUAAAGCCAUAAUAACCAUGUAUGGUAAUGUUAGAUCACCUCAGAUGCCGCUAUAUGGUGCUAAAACUCUGGCUGUCAGAAAUGGAACACUGGAUCUUCAUGGCAUUCCCAUUCCCGUGACCUGGACUUACUUGGCUGAAACGGCUCCAGCUGGAGCAACUCAGAUAACAUUGAUGCAAGAGGUUACUUGGCAGGUUGGUGAUGAAAUUGUUAUCGCUACGACGAGUCACAGGCAUAGCAUGAUUGAAAAUGAGCAGCUGACCAUUACAGCUGUAUCCAAUGAUGGUCUGACUAUAGAAUUCCAGCCUGCAUUAGAAUAUGAACACAUCUCAAUGGAAGAGACAAUAGAUGGUGUAGUUUUAACAACUAGAGCAGAAGUAGGUUUACUAACACGCAAUGUACUUGUUAGAGGUUCUGCGCACGCUGAAUGGAAUACUGUUAUUGAAACUUGUCCUGAAGAGUUUGAUACAGAUCAAUUUGCCACUCAGACAUGUUUCCAAGGUAGGUUUGGUGAAGAGACUGGCAGUGACCAAUUCGGCUCUCAGAUAAUGUUUGCUGCUAAGGAACAGGAUUUAAACUUGGUUACUGGAAGAAUUGAAUACAUUGAAGUAACACAUGCUGGUCAGGCUUUUCGCCUUGCUCGUUACCCGAUUCAUUUCCACAUGAAUGGUGAUGUGUCUGGUUCCUAUGUUCGUGGAUGUGGUAUUCAUCACACAUUCAAUCGUGCUGUGACCAUACAUGGUGUCCACAAUCUGUUAGUUGAACACAACGUAGCAUUUGAUAUUAUGGGUCAUGCUUAUUUCAUGGAGGAUGGCAUAGAAACUAACAAUAUUAUACAAUACAACUUGGGUAUCUUUGUAAAGGCGAGUGCUAGUUUACUCAGUGUUGACAUUACACCGGCAGUUUUCUGGAUUACCAAUCCGGAUAAUAUUGUUCGACACAACGCCGCAGCUGGGAGUACACAUUUUGGUUUUUGGUAUAACAUGCCUGUGCAUCCUGGUGGACCAUCUUUUACUUCCACAAUAUGCCCAAGGAAUAUCCCUGUAGCAGAGUUUCAGAACAACACAGCUCAUUCCCUAGGGUGGUAUGGACUAUGGGUGUUCCCAAUAUACACACCGAUGGAAGGCGGUACAUGCAGUUCAAAUAUACCAACAGCUAGUCACUUUUAUGACCUGACAUCAUGGAACAAUGAACGAGGAGCAGAAGUUGUUGAAUCUGGUCCUGUGCAGCUGCAUGAAUUUGUAGUAUUUAAUAAUGACAAGGCUGGAAUUGAAAUGGUUGAUUUGAGCGGUGGAUAUGUUGAUGGUCCUAUGGUGAAAGAUUCAGUUGUCAUUGGUCAUAGCAGCAUUAUCAAUGCAUCAGCAUCAUGUACUAUUGCGGGGAUAAAAACACCCAAGUCAGCUUUUUUGACUGUCGAUGGUGUUAAAUUUAUCAAUUUUGAUGAGGACCGUUGUGCAGCUCUGAGAGCCUGUGCACAUUGCAAAAACCGACAAGGAGGAUGGAAAACUAAAUUUCAGAAUUUAGAAUUUUUCAAUUCACCAAACAAAGUUGGUUUUCAGUGGGAGCAUGAAGCUGUAUAUGUUGAUUUGGAUGGUUCACUGACUGGCAGUGCUAAUUAUAUCGUAACUCCUAACAAUGGUCUUCUUCCAUCCGAUCACUGUGAUGCCACUGAUCUAGCAUUCAACGUGGGUACAUCUCCAGGAGUUGUGUGUGAUAACACAGUAAAAUUACAUCGUUUCUCAUUCAACCAUGCUGCUUCCUCUUUGCAAUACAAAGAUGUCAUCUUCACUCUCGAUAACAGCUUAGGCUCAAGUAUCGUCCCAUAUGAACAGAUGCGUCUCACUCACUCAGAAGGUUGGAUGAUUACUUUGGUAGAUGGAAAGAAUUACAACAUGGUAUGGGAAGAUGCUGAACAACUCACAAAUAUCUCAUACGUCGGCACUCUCUAUAAUAUGGAACCUACUGAUUAUGUUACUAUAAGUCACUCUGUUGCACAAACUCCUGACCGCUUCUCUAUUCUUGGUCAUAUGGCUGACACUACUGAAGAAAUGGUGACCUAUGAUGAUAAUGACAAUGGUGACUUCUACUUUGAUAAUGCUACUCAUUCUGUGUCAUAUCUGUUAUCUGGGAAAGGAGAGUCUGAAGAAGUAAACCGUGAUGUUACCUUCAAUGUGUAUCGUUGUCUGUACCCAGACUGUAUUACACCAGUACCCCUGCCACCACCUGCUGCACGCCCUGCCAAUGCAAUCUUGUGGUCUGACGUUGCUUCCUGGGCUGGUGUGGAAGAUGGAUGGGGUGGAAGUAAUGGUGUAUUACCAGCUGAUGGUGAUGAUGUCAUGAUCUUACAAGAUACUUGGAUUGUUGCUGAUGUAAAACUGCCCUAUAUGAAUAAGCUGUUCAUCUAUGGUACCUUAGAGAUUGACGACACUAUGAACAACAUGAUAAACGCUACUUACGUUUUCAUCCGCGGUGGACGUUUAGUUGUUGGUUGGGAAGAUGCACCAUUCAAGCAUAAUUUCAGAUUUCUCUUACAAGGAAACCACUGGACUCCAGAAAUGCUUUUGCCCAAUGGACCCAAUUUGGGAUCCAAAGUUAUAGGUGUCUUUGGUGACUUAGAUCUUCAUGGAAAAGAACCUAAUAUCUACUGGACUCAUUUAGCUGCUACUGCUAAUGUUGGUGAUGAUAUAAUAACAAUGGAAGAUGCAGUGAACUGGAAAGUUGGAGAUGAAAUUGUUAUUGCACCAACAGACUAUGAGCCUUUCCAUACGGAGAUAUUCACUGUCUUGAACGUCAUUGAUAAUUAUACGCUACAACUUGAUAACAGUUUGCAGUACACACAUCUUGGUGUAAGUCAUACUCUUGCAGAUGGAUCCUGGUCCUACACACUAGCAGCUGAAGUAGGAUUAUUAUCACAUAAUAUUGUGAUAGAAGGUGCAGAUAACCCAGCUGGUACUCUAUCGGAUGAGUCAUUUGGUUGUCGGGUUUUCAUUGGGAGGUUUAUACAAGAAGGUGUGAAUUAUGUGGGGAAUGGCAGAAUUGAAAAUGUGGAAUUUAAGAAUUGUGGUCAAGAAGGUUGGCCUGAUUACUCUGAUCCAAGGUAUGCCUUGGCAUUCCGAGAUGUUGGUGAUAUAAUCCAGAAUUCAUCCUACAUUCGAGGCAAUAGUUUCCAUCAUGGUUUCAAUACUGGUAUUGGUGUGUAUACAACGAAUGGACUGAAUAUAGAAAACAAUGUCAUACACCAUACUGUUGGUGCAGGUAUCAUCGUUGCUGGCAGUGAGAAUCGCUUAGAACAUAAUUUGGUAACUUUAACAAUAUUUCCUGGUACAUAUCAAGAUAGAUUUGAGCCUGUGAAUCUUAUAUGGAUGGGUGGUAUUGAAGUAAACAAGGCAAUGAGGGUAGUCAUGAAAAACAACGCUGUUGGUGGCUCAGAGCGAAUUGGAUUCAAAAUUUCUGGUGAGCCAUGCUACUCUGAACCAGAUCCUGAAAACAAAUGGGAAGGCAAUGUAGCGCAUACAACUCUACAUGGUAUCCAUAUGUACUACAGUGAUGGCCUGACGGGAUGUUCCAAGAUCUCCAACUUCCUUGUCUAUCGAAGCUAUGACUUUGGAGUUUGGUUUCAUCCUCAGUGCAGUGUUAUGAUGUCUAAUUUAGUGCUUGUUGAUAACUACGCAAGUGUCAUGCCAAUGGUCUAUGCACCACAUGCACUCAGUCACCAGACUUCUGAUAAAUUUUCAAACUCUGAUGCCAUACAACAAUCCUCCAAGCAACGUGCACCAAGAACCCCCUCUGGAGGCAAAUCUGGUGUUACCUGGGCUUCUUUCACCUCCAGCACUUCUGGUGCACCAUUUUUUCCAUUCCAUGGAUUGAUGGAUUAUCCGGCAAUAAGUGGCAAGACGAUGAUAACAGACGUCACAUUCUCCAACUUCGGUAGUGCUUGUGGAACAACUGAUGUUGCUAUUAUCACAAAUCCUGCCAAUGGUGAUGCUAUGCAUCCAAUCUUUAUGACAGGAGCAAAGUUUGUGGAUGUCCUACCCACAUCAAAGGUUUUUAUACACUGGCCAUCUUUAGAUUUUGUAAAUCCAGCAGAUUGUGUAGACAUGGAUUGUGAUGGAAAGAAGAAAGCCAUUAUCAAAGAUCUUGAUGGUGGAUUGUUGGGGACACCAGGAACAGUGAUACCAAAGUCUGAAUAUGAAUGGGAUGGUGAUAGGAGACAUGGAGUUGGUGAUUACCGUAUUCCAUUACCUCUACUGACCAAUCUAGAUGGAAGUCGUAAGAACAUUGAUGAUGUAGCACCGAACAAAGGUAUUAUACGGAAUGAUGAGUGUGUCUUUCAUGAUGACUGGCAUGCCUAUGAAUGUCAUGAUUUAAACUACAUUAUGAUGGUAAUUGAGAGUAUGGAUGAAGAUACCGAAACACGACGUGUAUCACCAAUUGGUCUUGUAGCUGAUGGUUACAUGGAUUUAAUAAAUGGACCCAUGGAUCAAGGAUGGUGUCUUGGGUACACGUGUCAGGAACGCAUUAGCACCUUCUAUACUAUUGUUUCCAGUGGAAAGAUUUAUGACAUGGCAUUCACCGGCACCAAUCCCCAAAACCUUCGUUUUCACCUCCUCAAUGCUGAUGAUGAUGAAACUGUGCGAAUUGAUCUGUGGGGAGCAAAUCCACAACGUUUAGAUGUCUACCGCAAUAAUGUGUAUAUUGCACCAACAAAUGCUCAGUUGUCUGGUUCAAGCUUCACUUGGCUCCCUCGGAAUCCUUCUCUUCCUGAUGACCAGUAUCUCCCAACAAUAGGUGGUUCAAGUGGACAAAACUUUCACGACAAUAAGGUUCAAACUCUGUAUUUUCUGAUCCGUGGAUCUGAUGUAAUAGAAGUUCGCCUUAGUCCUGUAAUAAUUGUUGCAUUUGGCAUUGAUCCUGUCCAUAUUGAUGACUUCUUCGAGAUUAACUUGAUUUCAAACCUUGCUAACUUGUUUGGUAUUAGCGCAGAUCAAAUCCGGGUAGUUGACAUUGUCAGACAGAGCAAAAGACGUAGAAGAGCUGUAGAUCCUGCAACUGUGACAGUGGAAAUUGGUGAUCCUCCAACCCCAACUAUUGAUUCAUUGGCUGUUAAUGGCACUGAUAAUUCUACAUUUUAUGCCAAUUCCAAUUAUACUGGUCUCAAUGAUAGUUUAUCAUUUGAGGAAUUAGAAGAGAUAGCAUCCUACCUUGUAAAUGAGGGUCAGAGUGGUGGAUUGGAUGAUGUGUUGGGUGUAAAAGUAUUAACAUUAUCAGUCACUGAUCCUGUAGCACCCGCAGUAGAUUCAACUGGUGGUGUGAGAGCAACAAAUGAAACUGGUGGGCCAGCUGAUGGAGAUGGUGACCAUGUUAAUAACCUUGGUCAUAGUUCAUCACCAUGGCAACUGAGUGUAUCACUUAGACCUAACACAAGUGAUACCAGAGCACAGUUGCUUGGUAACACCAGUGUGGUAUUCGUUAAUGGAUGUGCUAAUUUCACCAAUUUAGCUGUCACACAUGCCGGAGAUUACAUCCUUGACUUUGUCAUCACUGUUCCAGAAAACACAACAUUAGGUGUUGUUUCCACUUCAUUCACUGUAUCCAAUCGUCCAUACUCUCUGGGUGUUGUAGCUGUUCCUGAUUCUGCUCAUGAAGGCGAGUUAUUCACACCACAGCCUAUCAUUGAAAUUGUUGAUACCAUCCUAGGUGAAACUGCAGAAGAUAUCUCAUGGAAGGGUCACAAAUGGACAUCACACAUCAAGUUGUUUAUGCCUUCAUUGUAUCUGGGCAACCUUCAAGGCAACCUGACUGUCCCUGUCCAAGCAGACACCUCACAGACUGCAUACUCUGAUUUAUACAUUGAUACAUAUGGCAAGAACUAUAUUCUUGAAGUGACUGUGUCAUCCAGUCCAGCUGACUAUGAACUAUCAGUUGUAUUGUCAAGUUUUGAUGUGAUUGAUCCUGAUGCAUCUAUUCUAUCUGGCACCACAAAGAGUGUUACAUUGACAUUUGAUGAGGAUUACAACAGUACUUUAUCAGAAUCUUAUUUAUUGGUCAUUAUUUUAUCCAGUGUGUUUGGUUUUAUAGCUGUUUGUGUUAUUGGUGUGUGUAUCUGUCUUGUGAACAAAAAACAACACUCAGGCAGCAAAAGUUUGGUGCAUGCUGAAUCAAUGCCAUUAACAGAUAAGACACCAAUUUCUGAAAGAUUUCUGGGUGAAAAUAGCAGUGAAUCUGGUAUAGCAUUAAGUACACCUGAAACACCAGCUGUUAAUAUCAAUGGACAGAACACUAUGUAUGAAUUUACCCAAGAUGACUUUGACAACAUAAACCUAUCAAGCAGACCAGUCAGUGCCCUGUCUGCGCGAUCUGGUUCUAACACUCCACUCAGAUCUCCAACUAUCAUAGUGGAGUCACUACCACCUGGUUCUGCCACACCAUCUGGUAAUCAGGAAAGUGAGCUGGAUGUUGAUGAAAGCAUGACUGUUAUUGCAUUAAGUGGUGUUCACUCCUUCAGUAGACUUGGCAAUGUGGUGGUGAAUUUGUCUGGCAGUAUGGACAGACUGAGGAAGGAACUUGUCAAAGCAUUGCCCAGCCAACUGAAAGGAAAGCCGUUUGUGUUUCUGCAAGAAACUUUGAAUGUUCUAGAAACUGUGAAAGAGAGGAAAGUUGUUGUAUCUGAGAUCUACGGAGGUGACUGUAUUAUGCUGAAGAUGCUUCCUGAUUCUGCUGCUGAACGAUUCUUCUGUCAUUGUGGUGCUGUAUCUCAUAUAGAUUGCACAUUGUGUGGAAAGCAGUCAUAUUGCAGUGCAAAGUGUCAGAGUGCUGAUUGGCCAAAACACAUGCUGGCAUGUCUGAAGGCCGAUAAUAAACUCCUCUUACCGUGAAUGCAAUAAAACUUGCCUUGAACUCCAAC